This is a messenger RNA of Cylas formicarius (sweet potato weevil), 8910 nucleotides long. RefSeq lists its product as uncharacterized. Bases 7305 to 8297 code for a protein of 330 amino acids. The transcript has 4 exons. NCBI's taxonomy places the organism in Eukaryota, Metazoa, Arthropoda, Insecta, Coleoptera, Brentidae. The record is from RefSeq and is a predicted model, not a curated record.
UUCCAUUAGUAAUAAUGCAACGUUAUAGGAAUCAAUAAUAACCAACGAUAUUUAACUACUAGUUAAUUUAUUGAUAAUUUCAAUGAACUAAGAAACUUCAAAUAUGAAAUAACUGACAUGAGAAUAUUUAGACUUAGAACUUUAUGUGCAUUAUUAGUUGGUAAGAGUCUAUUUAAUUGUUGCUCUAAUUUCAACACUAUUACUAUAAGUGGAUUUGACUUUUAAUUUAGAUUGAGCUAUUAAAUUUUGCUAUUAUUGAGCAACCUUAACCCAAGAACAACUUAAGCAUUAUAUUUGAAUGUUGAAGAAUAAGAAUAAGCUGUUAUUAUUGCAAGGGUUCAAUACUGCAAAUUCACGAAAAAUUACGUUUUUCAAUGACAUUGGCAGAACAUACGGAACUAAUUUUUCUAUCAAAUAUCAGUUAAAAAUCAGUUUCCCGUGUGCAAAUUUACUUAAAUGACAUGGAGGGCAAGAAUGUGAUUUAAUGAUCCCGGCAUUCAGAAUAUACGGCGUAAUUGUACUAUUUUAACAAUUUAGUUUCGAACCCAAUCACUCGAAGUAUGAUUUCCGUGUUGUUACGCUCCCAUUGUUAAUUAUCUUUUUGUUCCAUAUAUUUGACAAUGGGAUGUUAAAGUCUUUGUGCUAUGCUAAUUCCACAUUUCGCCCUCACGCGAUUUCUUUUUUUUGUUAUCUUGUUAUUUGCGUCGGAUCGGCACACACACACACACACACCCACGCACGCACGCACCCACACACACUCACACACAUACACACACACACACACACACGCACGCACGCACCUACAAAUACACAUACACAUACACAUACACACACACACACACACACACACACACACACACACACACACACACACACACCCACACACACACCCACACACACACGCACGCACUCACACACCUUGAUAGUGCAUGCCAGAAAGCUAGCAAGACGGUAUCCAGCUGGUCAUUGCGGGUGCAACGCCUAUCGACCUAUUAGCGUUUGAGAGAGCCAAGCUCUAUGACGCUAAAAGGAAAUUCGACAACUUCAAGGAGGCAAAAACAAGGAUAAAAGCGGAAACCCAGCAAGAGUAGCAGGACGACGGGAAGACGGGCAGAUGGACGGAGCGUCUGAUUCCGAAUAUGAAUAUCUGGCUUUCUCGAAAACACGGGGACACAGACUUCUAUCUGAUCCAGCUACUGACGGGACAUGGACAGUUCAACGCUUAUCUUUUUAGGAUGGGCUUACACAACACCCCUAUGUACUCCAAAACGAACUAGCGAUAGACUGUCUGACAGACCCAACAUGAUUGAGUUCGACUGAGGGCAAAGAAGGCAAGAAAUCACCCUCGCAAGUAGCGCUACGCAUGGAAGUUUCCAACAGGAGGAAUAGGCUGACGACUAAGAGAAAUCAAGGGCACUGACAUGCAACAAUAUCAAGAAUCAAUCUGCCUAAUCAUUGAAGACACCUACGUUUGCGAAAAUCAACAAAAAUUGUCACGUAGUCAAUGUAAAUGUUUCAACGCAUAUAAUACGACCAAUCACCAGUAGAUUUGUUCUAAUAAUACCAUCGGAACAGCAACUUAAAUUACAAAUGACUUGUCGAAGUAAAGAAAUAGCUUUUAUUGAAGAAGCCUGCCUAAUCAAUGUUCCAGUACCCAAAAUACUUAACUUUGGAAUAAAAAAGAACUUUUUAAAGGAAACCCAUUCUCCCUGUAAUCCAUUAAAAUUGAAAAUAUGGAACACCACGAUGUGAAAUACCAGCCACUCCAGAGUAGAUAUAUAGUACCGAUAUAAGAAGCAAAAACCGCACAUAACCUCAAUUUCCUAACCCCCUCGCAGCGGGGGCCCCCCGCGCGUGGCGGUCCGGCCCGUCCUAGUGUCCCCCCUGGCUACCAGAGUGCGCUCCGCCCCCCACCCACCUUGUGUAGCGUCCUGUUUUGCCCCGGUUCCGCCCGUCGCUGCUAGAUGUCGCGCGCUCCGACCGUCGUAGGCCCCCCGGGUAGAGGGCAAAGACAUUGCGGUACGGGGACGCGGGGGAUCGGGAGGAUAAUUAAAUAAACUUCAAUUUUAAUAUAUUUUAUUUUAUUUAUAAAAUUGGUCUGGCGAGGAGUUUCUUCUUCUUUUUGUGUCGAUUCAGUCGACCAUCCCAUUGUUCCUGUUGCAUGAGUUGUUCUUCUUCCCGUUCCCGGAGGAAAUCUAAAUACGAAGUGCACUCCUCGCCGUCCCCCUCUGUCAACCACCCACCCCCCCUCCUUGUGUAGCGUCCUGUUUUGCCCCGGUUCCGCCCGUCGCAGCUAGAUGUCGCGCGCUCCGACCGUCGUAGGCCCCCCCGGUAGAGGGCAAAGACAUUGCGGUACGGGGACGCGGGGGAUCGGGAGGAUAAUUAAAUAAACUUCAAUCUUAAUAUAUUUUAUUUUAUUUAUAAAAUUGGUCUGGCGAGGAGUUUCUUCUUCUUUUUGUGUCGAUUCAGUCGACCAUCCCAUUGUUCCUGUUGCUUGAGUUGUUCUUCUUCCCGUUCCCGGAGGAAAUCUAAAUACGAAGUGCACUCCUCGCCGUCCCCCUCUGUCAACCACCCACCCCCCCUCCUUGCGUAGCGUCCUGUUUUGCCCCGGUUCCGCCCGUCGCUGCUAGAUGUCGCGCGCUCCGACCGUCGUAGGCCCACCCGGUAGAGGGCAAAGACAUUGCGGUACGGUGACGCGGGGGAUCGGGAGGAUAAUUAAAUAAACUUCAAUUUUAAUAUAUUUUAUUUUAUUUAUAAAAUUGGUCUGGCGAGGAGUUUCUUCUUCUUUUUGUGUCGAUUCAGUCGACCAUCCCAUUGUACCAGGAAUUCUAACCCCCGGUACUCUUUGUGUGAUUCGAAUAUGUGACGCCCUAAGCGAUGCGCCAACAUAAUAUGCGACUUGUCAUAGGGACAAACCGCAAUUUUUUCUAGAACAAAAUAAAGUAUGAUAUGUAGCGUUUCCUAUAAAACACAUUUUUUCAACAAAAUUUCCAAAAAGUGGGGUUAUCAAAUAAUUUUAAAAAUUGUUUUUAAAGUUAUACACGCAUACCAAAAUUCACGUUUAAAUUCAAUGUCAUUUAAAUGAUAUUAAAAACACUCAAUUUAAUUCGAUUAUUAUGCAACGUAAAAAAGUGUAUUAUUAUCAAAAGGGCAAACUGCAAUUUUUUAGUACAAAAAAUAAACAAAAAUAUGUAUAUAUAUAUUUCACGUUUCCCAUAAAACGCACAUUUUUGAAACAAAACUUUCAGUAAGUGGGGUCAUCAAAUAAUUUUAAAAAUUGUUUAUUUUUUAAAAGCCAAAAUUCCCUUUUCUAUUCACUGUCAUUUAAAAGAUAUUAAAACACUCAAUUUAAUUCGGUUAUUAUGCAACGUAAAAAAGAUGAGUAUCAUAUUUUAAAAACAGGUAGAAACUAACCAAAAAACUGAUAACCCAAACUGAAACCCACAAAAAAAGACACGAACUGUAUAAAGGUAAUUAAAAUAUAAAACUUACCAGUUCUAGGGUCGUAGGGAAAUGGACAUCGCACUUCUGUAUUCAUUGCACUGAAUAUAGUCUAUAAUACACAUGCAACGUAUUUAUACACAUGUACUCCCUUCCACGGUUGAAUUAAAAAUAGAAAAGUAACUUCAAAGUCGAAAGGUCUUCUACCCACAAGCACCAACGCCGAUUUGAAUAGACGCGAUGUUGCCGCCAGACAACCGUACAGGUAGGAGUCUCAGGGUCAACAUGCUUUCAGACGGGAACGACUUGAGACGCAACCGCUUCGGACGUUGGACGACCGUAUGUUGCUGCAAAAGAUCAAGGCCAACUUGCUUUCAUUUUUUACAGUCUCCGUAUGGGAUGUAGAAUUUCAAAACGCGCCGAGUCUAAAUGUCAAGUUGUUUUGCUUGUUGAAAAUAAUAAUUAAUUGCCCGUUUAUAUUUGCUCCGUGGGAUUAACGUAAUGAGAAAAAUUUGUUGCAACGCAUGUGGAGGUGUCUUUGUUUGUUAACUUUUGGAAAGUAUUCUCGCACCGUACAUCUCAUUUUUCUCUGUUUUGUCAGUAGUUGUUUUUGGUAUUAUUCGUGCAACGUGGAAGCUAACUUAGUGGUUUGGUGUUCGUACCAAAAAGCAGUAAAUACCUUUUUUAUUGUUUUAUUUGAAUUCCUUAACAUUUGUUAUUAUUUUAUAAAGGUCUUAAAGAUCAUCUUAGUACUCUCAACCCGUAACCGCAACUAGAAUAGCAGCAAUCUUAAGCAUGGACUUAAGUCAACUGAAUCAAACCUGUCUUGCAGAAGGUGAUUUUGAGCAGCCGAUUGUCAAACUGCAUGAAUUGCCGAUAGGCGUUCCGUUUAAAAUUACUAGAGCCAAAAUUGUUAAUACAAAAUUUGGCAAUUCCGUGUUGUUGCAAUUAGAAAAUUCCGUAGUAUUUCUUCGUACUCGCGUGACAGAAGCUUUCCGUCCGAGACUAGAAUACUUUGCGUCGGGGCAGUACAAACUGGUCUACGAGAGAUCCAAAGAUAUUGGAAAGCCCAACUCUUUAAAAAAAAUCAAAAUAAUUCAAAUUGAAUCAACAUAUUAUACAGGGUAAGUCUUAUUUACUGUUAUAUAUUUAAUAAACCACGAUGCGCGUAAAGCAGAUCAUUCAUAGAGCGCAAAUCUUAAUUUUAACCUUACAAAAAUUAAAAAAGCAUAUUUCCUACAAGUUCACUUUUAGAGAUAGUGAUGUGUGGCUUAGGAGACUAAAUAAAAAUAUUGAAUCUUGCAACCAAAUCGUUCCUAACGAAAAAUUAUUCUUAAUUAUCAACAUAAGCAUUUUGGAUUGGGAUUAUAAAAUAGCAGCCGCGGGACAAACACAAAUGAAUUGGUUGUAUGGGAAUCGGUAGCGUCGUGUUUCCAGGGAAGAGUUCAGACCGGUGUCAUAAUUAAUUUACUUCAUAAAUUUUUAAUUCAAUUUUUAAACGCUUGUCGUCCAAUUUUUCAACAAAAAAUUAGUCAAAUUUUAAAGAAAUUUUUAUUGCUGAAAGUACCACAUUUUGCGGUGAAUUUAUUAAGGCAAAAAAUGAUGUCCAAGGCGAAGUUGAUGUUAAAUAUCUGAGUACCGGAAAUGCUGUAGUUGAUUUAGGAAUAGAAUUGAAUGAUUGGUUUGUUGAAAAUAAGCAAGAAAAAAUUUUAAAUCAAAUGUCAGAGUUUCAGGAACGUGAUUCCGGGUGGGCUUUAAAUAAUAUUAUUUAUUUAGAGAUUAACAUUAAUAAAUUUGUAAUGGGUAACGGAUCAUCCUUCGUUGAGUUGCCUAAAGAAAUUGCGAAUAAAAGGGCUUGUAUUAAUAUUAGAAAUGACGAUCAAGCGUGUUUUUAUUGGUCGGUUGUAUGCGGACUCUUUCCAGCACGUUUUCGUCAGUAUUUACCCUCCUCAUAUCCAUACUACAAAAGUGUUUUGAAAACUGAAAAUUUACAAACACCUAUGGAAAUGAAUAAAAUAGGCAAAUUUCAAAAAGGCAAUGAUAUUUCCAUCAAUGUUUAUAUCUUAGAGUUUAAUAAAAAUGAAAAAAAUUGUUUUUAUUCCGUGCUACCUCCACGAUUAACAAAAGAAAAACGCGAAAAACAUUCAAAUUUGUUGUUAAUACAAAAUAAAUAUUAUCCAAAAGUUAAUGAUUUUGAUCCUGAUCCGCAAGAUAAUGAUCAUGAAGAAAUAAAAUAUCACUAUUGUUACAUUAAACAUUUGUCUCGAUUAGUUUCCUCACAGCUCAGUAAAUAUAAUCACAAGAAAUACAUUUGCGAUAGGUGUUUAUUUCAAUAACGAAACUCGUCUACAUGACCACGAAACAAUGUGUUCCAGUUUUAAUAAGUAUAAAGUGUCUUUUCCUAAAUAUGAUCAUGUUGAAUUUCGAAACCAAAUAUAUAAACAAACGACUCCGUUUGUAAUUUACGCCGAUUUUGAGAGUCAAUUGAGAAAAGUAAAUUUGAAAAUUACAGAUAAAACCUCGAAAUACCAAAAGCACGAAGCUUACAGUGCUGCAUAUUACUUUAAAUGUUGUUAUGAUGAUUCAAUAUCAUUUUUCAAAAGUUAUCGUGGUCUAGAUUGUAUUGAUUGGUUCGUGGAGGAAAUAUCUAAUUUAUCAAAAUUUGUUCGUCCAAAAUUUAAGGAUAUUAUACCGAUGGAUAGUGAAAUUAGUUUAGAUCAAAGGUCGAGCCAUUGUCAUAUUUGUGAAAGACCUUUUUCAAAAGAAGAUUGUAUUGUUCGUGACCAUGAUCAUUUUACUGGCAAAUUUAGAGGUUUUGCCCAUCAGGCUUGUAAUUUAAAUUUUAAAAAAAUAUUUGUAGUGCCCGUAGUAUUCCAGAACCUUUCUGGAUACGAUAGCCACUUCCUGCUUCCGGUUUUAGCAAAAAAAAGCUGUGUAUCCAUAGUUCCGGUUAAUAAGGAAAAAUACAUCUCUUUUACAUAUUUCGAACCUGAUUAUAACAUAAAAUUUAGAUUUAUAGAUUCGUUUAGAUUUUUGGGAGCAUCUCUAGAUAAUUUAGUUUACAGUAUGGAUAAAAAUGAACUAUAUAUUUAAAGAAAAGAAUUUUCCGAUCUCGACGAAUCAAAAUUAAAUUUACUGUCCCAAAAAGGUACUUUUUGUUACGAUUACAUCGACAAUAUAGACAAAUUAAAUGAAACAACUUUACCACCGAUUGAAGACUUCCAUAAUAAAUUAAGUGAAAGCAAUAUUAGUGAAGAAAAAUAUUUCCACGCACAAAGUGUUUGUCAGUCGUUUGAAAUAAAAAAUUUAGGCGAGUAUUCAGAUUUGUUUUUAAAAACCGACGUUAUUCUUCUGGCAGAUAUAUUCGAACAUUUUCGAAAAACUUGUAUGGCAACACAUGUUUUGCAUCCGACAUGGUAUUUCAGUAUGCCCGGGUAUACAUGGGAUUGCAUGCUUAGAUUCACAAAAUGUCGUUUAGAACUUUUGCGCGACAUUGACCAAAUUAUGUUUAUCGAGCGGGCUAUACGAGGUGGAAUUUUGGUGUGUGUUGGUAGAUACGCGGAGGCCAACAAUAAAUAUAUGCCCAACUACGAUUCAUCCAGGGAUGAUUCCUAUAUCAUAUACUUUGACGUCAAUAACCUCUAUGGCAAAGCCAUAUGCGAGCCUCUUCCUUACGGAGGAUUCGACUGGAUGUCUCAUCAAGAGAUUGAUUCAUUUAAUGUCAUGAAAAUUCCAGAUGAAUCUUCCCAAGGAUAUAUCCUAGAGGUAGACCUGGAAUACCCGCAGAAAUUACAUGACACACAUAGAGAUUUUCCAUUUUGUGCCGAACAUCGAGUGCCCCCCAAUCAAAGUUACCAAAACUAAUGACUACUUUGUAUAAUAAAGAAAAAUACGUCAUACCCUAUCGCAAUUUAAAACAGGCUCUCAAAAACGGUAUCGUACUAAAGAAAAUUCACAAAAUAUUAAAAUUUAACCAAUCUCGUUGGUUGAAAUGUUAUAUCGAUCAUAAUAAUAAAUUAAGAGCCCAAGCAAAGACAAAAUUUGGUAUAAAUUUAUACAAAUUGUUUAAUAAUGCCGCUUACGGUAAAACAAUGGAAAACAUUCGCAAGCAUCGUAUUGUUAAAUUUGUUAAAGCGUGGGAUGGCCGCUACGGUGCGAAAAAUUUAAUUUCUAAUCCUAGAUUUCACAGUAAAACCAUACUUGAUAACAAUUUGUUGCUUAUAGAAUUAAAGAAAUCGGAGCUUUGCUUUAAUAAACCACUUUAUAUUGGAAUGUCCAUAUUGGAUUUGUCGAAAACGACCAUGUACGAGUUUUAUUAUAAUUACAUGCUUCCAAAUUUGGGUCCCGAAAAAUGUAAAAUUCAAUACAUGGAUACGGACAGUUUCAUUUAUAAGAUCAAAUGUUAUGAUGCAUAUGAAAGCGUUAUUAAGGCAGAUUUUCAAAAAUUUCACACGUCUGAUUAUCCUAAUGACAAUCCUUAUAAUAUACCGCAAAUCAACAAAAAGGUUCUGGGGUUGAUGAAGGAUGAGACUAAUGGCACCAUCACUAGUCAUUUUGCGGGGUUAAGCUCGAAAAUGUACACUUUCAAAGUUUUAACGGGUUUGGUAGUUAAAAAGUCAAAGGGUAUUCAGUACAAUAUUGUAAAAAAUAAAAUUUCAUUUGAUGACUACGUGGAAUGCCUAAAAAAUUUAAGGGAAAAGCACGCCACCCAACGAACCAUUCGUUCAUACACUCGCAAUGUAUUUAGCAUCGAACAAACAAAAGUUGCCUUGAGUCCUUUGGACGAUAAACGUUAUCUUUUGCCGAACAACAACAUUAGAAAGCCUUUGUAUUAUAACAAUUUGCGAAAAUAUUAGGUGUAGUGCUGAUUUUUUGCUUGAGUCACCUUUGCCUUGGAAACUAACGAUACUAAUAUUUAAAUAUUAUUCGAAAUAUAGAUGGAGGUACCUUAAACAACUAGCGCUCCAGUCUGAUGGCAAUUCUUUAUUAAAUUUAGAAUUCAUUCUGUUGAAUAAGAGAUUUGGGUCGUCUUACAGAAAUAGCAUUUUGGCAACUCCAACGAUUGAUUUUGACGGAGAAUCCGCUUACUGUUUAUGGGUCAGUUAUUACAGGAUAAAAUAUUCGGAAAUUUUAGUUUGUAAAUCUUGCCACUUUAUAUUUCAACUAGUUAAAAAAUUUAAAAAGAAAAUUUUUAGACUUCUAUUGGAUCACUAUCAUUUACAGCUGGAUACAAAUAAUUUGAAUGAUGUAUAUCACGAUAAACAAUUUUGGUGUCAAAGCUGCUUUGAAGAAGUUUUGUUCACUGUAGAAACUGAAGAUGAAUGUAAUUUAAUGCUUCACGGUGAGGGGAAAUAUGGAAAAAAAGUUACGCUUUUCUGAUAGCAGAUUGAACUAUUAAUACUGUGGUUUUAUUAUAAAAUAUAUAACUGUAGAUAAGGUUUUUAUGUAUUAAUUGUAUUCCAUUGUAUU